Messenger RNA from Drepanopeziza brunnea f. sp. 'multigermtubi' MB_m1, 1878 nucleotides. The record is from RefSeq and is a predicted model, not a curated record. NCBI's taxonomy places the organism in Eukaryota, Fungi, Ascomycota, Leotiomycetes, Helotiales, Drepanopezizaceae.
AUGUCAAGGUACAGUAGAGAAAGCAAAACGAAAGUAGGGAGGUGGACUACUGCACCAACAUCGCCAUCCGCCAUUUCGGUUGCGGGGACCUGGGCCCUACCUCACUCCAUCUCUAAGCGCUCUCCCGAUAUCCCAGCGGCGAGCGCCAGCUCGUCCCUAGGAUCGAUCUACUCUGUACACUUCUCUCUUGCUGGCUCUCACUCAACACUCACUCAAGACGCCCGGACACCCAUCCUCAUCACGCCCCCCAACAUACCACCUCUCGUGCGCUGGGUUCGUCCUCGUCCAACAAUCCCUUUCACAAGGGUUCCUGAUACUCGGCGGCGGAGAUCUGCACCAUCUUCCCUCUUCGUGGCUGUCGGACGGUCGGACGAUCGGGCGGUCGUCCACAUCGCACUCGGCAGGAUGGAUACGGCUCUGAUCACGUUUAUGGCUCGAUCCGUCAACCUGAUUGGAUCGUGGGACAACUUUAGCAAACGCUACCCGAUGGAGCGAGACACUAAACGAUCCAGCAGCCAAUGGCGUGGCUGCUACACUUUUGCUGAUAUCAUCUGCGAUGGGGACGAUGAUGGGCACCCGUCCAAUGGGGAGCGCCGGCCGAAACGCAAUGGUGGUUUGAAGAUGGGGGCCACCUAUUAUUACUACUACGAGCUGGACGAUGGCACCGAGUAUCACGACGAGUUGAUCCCGUCCACGACUGCCUGUCCAUAUCUCCCCGGUCAGCCCGUCAACCUUCUCUGUGUGCCCAUCGAAGUUCAACCGCUACGGCGUCGAAGCGCAUCAAUGAGCUCCAUGGCCAGCGGCGAUAUCAAGACCAUGAACCCGGCGGAUAAGUUCAUGACCCCGAGAGCACCUCCGCCACCACCGGUACCACGGCUGAACACCUCAUCCGCAGUCCUGACGAAGAGGCGCUCGGCACGUUCGCUAUCGCCCAAGCCGGAAAAGUCAGCAUGGCCAACACGAAUGUUCUUUGGUCGGAGAACCCCAGAAAAAUCACCCAUAUCGCCGGUAGAUAGACGUGGCAGGCCGACGUUUACGCGUACGCCACAUAGGAGGGCCAACUCGGCCGUAUCUUCUCUCACUCGACCAGUACCGGAGGACGCGAGGAAGGUCAUGUCGGGGGAUGCAUCGGCGCAGAAUCUUUUGAAGUCAUUAUCAACAUCCCGGGAUCCCUCGCCGUUGCGCCAGCUCACUGCCCUCGAGAUACCCGACGAGAUUGUAGAGGAAGCCGAGGACGACGACAACUUCGCCAGCGAACUCACCCGCCUGUCCUUGCUACAUCUCACUCCUCUCGCGCCUCCGCCCGGAGCCCGCUCUCUCACCGUGCCCCCGCCCGGAUCCCGCUCUCCCCUCAUGCGCCUCCGCGCCACCUUGCGCAAUACAUCCAAGCCCCUGCCCCAGCUCCCAGAAGAAGAGGAUGACGUCUCGUCCCCCUCGUCCCAUACUGUUCAGCCUGCCUUACCCAAUCCCAAGCUCCCACGAUCGCGCUUCUCGGCUUCGACUUUCGCGUCUGAAGUUACCUCGCCGACAGAUAGUCAUUUCAGCUUCAGCUCCGCCUACUCCACGACUUCGGACAUUGAUGCUGAUGAUGACAUGGGUAGCGGUGACGAGUUCACGUACAGUCCUACCUGCAAGGUGCAAUCCAUAGGCUUCGGGUUCGGCGGCUACAGUCUCCCAGAAUCGGACUACGGCUCUGAGCAGACUCUGUGCAAGCAACCCCCGCUAGGCCAGGCCAACAACCGCGCGACCUUCGGAGCGGGCAUGACACAUUUCGCAGGCGCGGGUGCGAGUGCGCAGGCCGAGCCGGUGAGCUCGCACCGGCUUUUGAUGAACGAGAUGGGAUACCUAGGGGAUGUGAUUGAGGGGAAGGAGGUGUAG